AUGUUAUAAAAUUAACCUUUUUCUGAGUAUAUAUAAUUAAUACCAAGUAGAAUUUUUAUUCUCAUUCUUAUAUCAUUUUUAGAUUUUAGAGUUCGACUGAUCAAUGCUAAAGUCUGGCAAGGGAUCUUUUUACCAUUUGGGUCUAUGGUGUUUUUGUUUAUAUACUUUCGUAUGCACUUUUUGAAAACUAUUCUUCUCCAGGUGGAUGCAUAACUUUUAUUUUUUGGUUCAAAAUAUUACAUUGUUUAAGUUCAAUUUCCUUUCUUGUUAAAUUUUAAAAUGAGGAGGUCUUGUGCACCUUCAAUGCUAAAAGUGCGGGAAAUCGAAAAACGUAGAAAAAUUGAUAAACUAUUUGAAAAAGAUGAGCACGGAGAUGAUGAAAUAAGUUCGACCUCUCUGAAUGAAGAAAGUUGGGGCACAUCGAGGAAUAGAAGCACUCAAUUCGAAGAGCGAACAACCAAAGAGAAUAAUUCCAAAAUUAUUUUCAAUGUGGUCUGGCGCGAAAUAACGAAAAAGAAGCAUAAAACAUGGGACGGAGAUGGUUUACUAGAAGUUCAACUGAACCCCCCCCGGGCUGUUCUUAAGGAUAGCACCGGGAGGUAUAUGGGUACUAAUACAAAGUUUGAAAAUGAUAAUUUGGAAGAAGGAUAUCAAAUGAUUGUAGGAGGCAAAGAGAUUGAAUUGCUGGAACAAAUAACCGAUGGUGACCAAUACUUUGCUAUAAAAAAACAAUAUGCUGAGGAUCGUUGGAAUUCUGAGGAGAAAGUGCAAAGUAAGGAAGCGAGCAAAAUGUUGAAGAUAUCUACACUAUUCCAAACCCCAUGCAAUCUGAAGAAUGAUAUAUUAAAUGAUAAAAUCAAUCAAACUAAUAACGUUCAAGAUAAUAAGUUAGCUGUGACUAGGAAGUUAUCAUUUAAUGUCGUUUGGCGCGAAAAAACCACUAAGAAAAAUAAGAUCUGGAAUGGAGAUGGAGUAUUUGAUGUUGAUUCUCAUGUCAAGAGAGGUGUACUAAAAGAUGAAAAAGGGCAGGAGUUGGGUAUAGAGGAAAACGUUAACUUGUCUGAUUUGGUGCCAGGAUCCAUAUUGUUGAUAGAAGAUAAGGAAAUUGAGAUAUUAGAAGUGGCGACCAACAAUCAUCCCCAAAAAUUAAACGAAGACAAAACAAAUAUAUUCACAAAACGUGAAAACAGGCGGAUCACAAAAACCAACGGCUUCAUUUUACCUUCUCCUCCUGAAAAUUAUAUUGGUGAUUUAAAUCCUGCAAAUCUACCCAUUCAUCCGGUGGAAGUCUCAUACAGACUAGCCCAACUUUUACGCCCACAUCAAAAAGAUGGCGUAUCAUUUCUUUAUAAAUGCGUUAUGGGUUUUUACAAUCCAAAAUAUCGUGGAUGCAUUCUUGCCGAUGAAAUGGGGUUGGGAAAAACUCUGCAAUGCCUAACACUUGCGCACACAUUAUUAAAAGGAGGACCUUAUGGCGGUGAAAGAGAAUUACAUCGAGUUCUUAUUGCCACUCCCAGUAGUCUGACACGUAAUUGGGAAAACGAAGUGAAUAAAUGGUUGAAAUGUGAACGUAUGUAUGCUUAUGUAGUAGGAGGAAAGCAAAAGUUGUGUUCUUAUUCUAAGCAACAACAUGUUCCAUUUGUAAUUGCUUCUUAUGAAUUUCUGCUUGCAAAUGUUGCUGAAUUCCAGUCCUUAAAAUUCGACAUGCUAGUUUGCGAUGAAGGUCAUCGAUUGAAAAAUGAAUCAACUAAAGUAGUAGCUGCCCUUCGUGAGCUGAAUAUUCCACGUCGAGUAAUAAUAACUGGAACACCCGUGCAAAACGAUUUGCGCGAAUUCUACUCACUAGUAGAAUUUGUUAAUCCAGGCAUAUUUGGCAAUUAUGAAGAAUUUCAUUUGCAUUUCGAGAUUCCUUUGCAACAGAGCCAAAGCCCUGAAGCUUCUACGGAUGUAAGGAAUUUAGCUGCUGAACGCACCAGGGAGCUUAUACAGAUCUCUGAGACGUUUAUGCUUCGACGAUUACAAAACGUGAAUGGGCAAUACUUGCCGAGAAAGUAUGAGUAUAUUUGCUUCGUUCAACCAUCGGAACUUCAACAAUUCUUGUUGCAAAAAGCUCUUCAUCUAUAUACACAACGUAAGGAAACAAUUUUGAAAGAUUUAACCCCAUUGCAAAUAAUUACCGUUUUGAAAAAGAUUUGCAACCAUCCUUCCUUGGUCGCACGUACAAAAACACCGAAUCUACUGACUCGCACUUUAGAGCGCUGUUUGCCAGAUUGUACGGAAAUGGGACCCUUCGAUUCGUCGAAAUUAGACCUGGUGCAACAUUUCCUUAUUGCCUCAGCAAUACAAAAUGGAGAAAAGUGUGUGCUAGUUUCAAAUCAUACCAAAACGCUAAACAUGCUACAAGGUUUAUGUGAUUUUCUGAAUAUAAAAUGCUUACGGUUUGAUGGUUCCACCAGUGUAGGAGAAAGGAAUGAUAAUGUCGAAAAGUUCAACAGCGAUUCAGAUGACUCUCUAGUGUUUUUACUUAGCGCAAAAGCUGGUGGCGUUGGUCUCAAUUUGAUAGGCGCAUCAAGGUUAAUACUUUUCGAUAAUGACUGGAAUCCCGCUAUUGAUGCACAAGCAAUAUCACGUAUAUGGCGUGAUGGUCAGACCAGGGAUGUACACAUCUAUCGACUGGUAACAGCUGGUUGUAUUGAAGAGAAAAUAUUUCAAAGGCAGACAGCGAAGUUAUCCCUGGGUGAUUGUGUAAUACAAAAUAUUGCAAAGAAUAAUGAAGAUAUCAUGAAGUUUUCAGCUGAGGAUCUGUCGAAUUUGUUCUGUUUGCAAGAAGAUUAUUCGAUAUGUCAAACUCACGAAAAUUUAAAUUGCAAUUGCAAUGGUGAUGGAGAGAACUUGACAUUGGAAACACAAAGAAGCAAUCGCAACAUAAAUGCAUUAACAAAUUGGAAACAUUACAAGGCACCUUUUGACACAUAUUUCUUGGAGGCCGCUUGCCUGGAAAAUGCUAGCGACAAUCUCAUGUUCAUUUUUGGCAGUCAGACUGAAUAGGUUUAUGUUGUAAAUAUUUAAUUUAAUUUUGAUAUUGUAUUAUUUUAUGGCGAAUAAUAAGUUCGACAUUAUGUGAAUCAA
Molecule: messenger RNA, 3129 nt
Organism: Bactrocera oleae (olive fruit fly)
Lineage: Eukaryota; Metazoa; Arthropoda; Insecta; Diptera; Tephritidae
Product: DNA repair and recombination protein RAD54-like
Biological process (GO): double-strand break repair via homologous recombination; reciprocal meiotic recombination
Cellular component (GO): nucleus
Molecular function (GO): DNA translocase activity; ATP-dependent chromatin remodeler activity; ATP binding
Source: RefSeq, a predicted model, not a curated record